Molecule: messenger RNA, 1762 nt
Organism: Babjeviella inositovora NRRL Y-12698
Lineage: Eukaryota; Fungi; Ascomycota; Pichiomycetes; Serinales
Exons: 1
Coding region: 108-1397 (429 amino acids)
Source: RefSeq, a predicted model, not a curated record
GUUAAGAAAUUUAGCUAGAUUAGUGCUAAAAGAUAAAUAGUAUAUACUCUGUGUACUAGCCUCACUUCCUGCCAUAUUCCUCCGUAGUUGGCUCUCGGCACCCGUUAAUGCUUCAGGCUUUGGAUGCAGACUCCGCUUCUGGUAGCUUUUCGCAAGCGCACGCUCGGUCUGCCUUCCAAGUUCCCGAACGGCCUUCGGUAAACUCCAUGAAAGCGAUGCCAGAUCAAAAACACCGCCUUCUUUUCUUUCCUCCAAAGCGAAACAUAAACACACAACACAUCAUGGAUACAGCGUCCUGUGGGCCGUCAAAUGCCUUACAGAAUUUAAGCAAACACACACAACGUGAUCGUUCACUCCAGAACGACAUUUCCCUGGGAGCCAGGCAGGCGCUGUUUGCCUCCAAUAAGUUCAAUCAGGUGGAUAGAAACUUGCAGAACGACUUUGCCGCGUUUAACCAGGGCCAGAACUCCUUCCAACAGGCGCAUUACGAACAGUUGUACAACCAGCAGUUUCCGGCGAACGUCGAGCAGCAACGGCGGGCGGAGGACAGCCAGUGGGCCCAGUCCUUCCAGGACCUCAACCUCACAUCACAGCCACAGAACCUGUCUGUCGCCUCCAACCAGUGGCAGAGCCAGUUUAUGCAGCAGGGUAAUGUACAGCAGCCGCAAAUCCGUCCCCUGAAUGCCUUUGCCACCAACUUCAUGAGAAGUGGAAUGACGGGGAACAUGGCCAUGACCGUCCCACAGCCCACACAUCAGCUGGAACACCAGCAGCUACACAAGCAGGAGGCAGAGCAGGAUCUUUUUAACCAGGAAUUUGCCAACGUGGAAAGGGAGCUACAGCAGGAAGCACGACAGGUAGAUGUGACUGUGCCAGAAGACCAUUCGCUUGCUGCCACCGCGGAACAGGUCCUGGCAGUAAUGACGGGAGAGGCUACCAGCCGCUCAGCGGAGACGAACAGCAAGUUCCAGAAUUCCAACUUUCUCAAGCUCAUGCAGUCAAUCGCGGCUAAGGAGGUGGCCUUGAACGAUAGCCAGGACAAGUUGGUUACUCGUGACGGAACGGACAUCCGGGAGGUGCCAGAGAUGCCCGCAGUGAUGGCAGGGGGGUUCAGCGGGAAUCCACUCACCAGAGAGGCCCGCGGUAGUCACCUCCCAGACCCUUUAGCACACAUACCCGAUGGUGCACUCUCUCCGACAUAUAACUCGCCACUGGGGUCCGCUAUGUUUGUGCAAAAGAGUAUGGGCAAGAAGAUCCAAAUGCAGGACUGGGUUGAGGACUACGGCAUGGACAGUGAAGACGAGUUAUCGAGCCAGUGGAAGGCUAACUUCGACGGUGAAGACAUGUUUAUGCUUAGAAACAGGGAAAACGAAGCAUACAUGGGGUAUGACGGAUAGGCGCAUGUCUGCGUAAUGCAAAGUCAAAUGAAUGAUAUGAAUUAAUGGUUUGUGCUUAAAAUAGAGCCGAUAAUGAAGGCGUGGGAAGUGGUUCCAGGCCGAUAAUUACUGUUAACCAUCUGUCAGUUAAAUAAUUCCGGUUUAAACUCUGACGAAUAUGUAUCCUUUCAAUCCUUUAAUCUCGAUAUGUGAGACAAUGGAAUCACCUGUCAACAAUAAGUGUGAUGAACGUCUGAUAUUUUUUAAAAAACAUAAAUCAUCCGCGCUAAAGUUAGCCAGCUCUCUAAUUCAUUGAAUCGCAGAGGCUCGUCCAUCACCCAGUUCAGGCUCAGUGCUUUACGUCGGCCACCCACGGUCACGCACAC